AUGUAUUAUCAAAAUGAGGAUAAUCAUCCAUUCACUCUUUGGGCGAUUUUAAACAUGCGUCCCAAUUAUGAGAUAAUUACCCGAACAAUGGCUUCCUUCACCGGUUCACACUUUUUUACACAUCUUUUCGGCUGCCUUUUGAUGACUAUCAAUCGUUAUAUGGCUGUAUGCCAGCCUGACCUGUAUAAUGUGGUAUGGAAGCGGAAGAUAGUGAAUAUUGUGUUAACAAUCGAGAUUAUUAUUUCAUUUGUAGCACAUACACCGUUAUUUUUGAUUAAGUUUGAUUAUCAGUGGAUUGACGACAAAUGGAUGCUUUCAGGACGUACUCAACCUAUUCCAUUCAACCGUAUAUUAAGCAAUUCCGUUGUUAUCAUUUACGAAGUUGUCAGCAUCACUCUUAUUGUUAUGACCAUGUACGCUAUUUCAAACUUGAGAGAUGCGAAAUCACCAAGGUAUUGGAAGGAAAUGGUAAGCACAUUCAACAAUUCUUAUGUCUGCUGAAA
This is a messenger RNA of Strongylus vulgaris, 503 nucleotides long. Lineage: Eukaryota; Metazoa; Nematoda; Chromadorea; Rhabditida; Strongylidae. The record is from the annotation of a GenBank genome assembly.